Polistes canadensis is the source of this 3143-nucleotide messenger RNA. RefSeq names its product sialin-like. Gene Ontology annotation, cellular component: plasma membrane. The coding region runs from base 470 to 1972 and encodes 500 amino acids. NCBI's taxonomy places the organism in Eukaryota, Metazoa, Arthropoda, Insecta, Hymenoptera, Vespidae. The record is from RefSeq and is a predicted model, not a curated record. The transcript is spliced from 10 exons. Gene Ontology annotation, molecular function: transmembrane transporter activity. Gene Ontology annotation, biological process: transmembrane transport; monoatomic anion transport.
AAAAGCUUGGUAGCAGCUUGAAUCGCAUUCGGGAACAUAACGUCGUUAUAAAUGGAUUAUCAUUUGAUCCUCUAGUACACAUUGUUUGAAGAAUGUGAAAAGAAUUAUUCAUCACGAGUGUUCAGUUGUGUAAGCAAUUCUUUGUAUGUAUUGCAUUGAUAAAACAAAUGACGAAAAAUGAAAAAAUAAAUGUUCAUUUAAUAAUCGACAAAAAAAGUAACGAUACAGUGAAAUUUUAUAGCAACGUGCAUCCAAUAAUAUAUUGAUCGCUAAGUCAUAUUCAAAGUUUAAAAUUAGUUUUAAACCUGUAAGAAGAAUGAAACGUAUCCACGUGUAGAAAAAAGAGAUAAUUCCAAAAGAACAUUCUUCGAUCGAAGAAAUAUAAUAAAGGAUUUUUAAUAGUGCAACAAAAGUUUAAUUAUACAAAGAACAGUUUGAUCAAUUGUAUUGUCGUCUUACAAAAAGAAAAAUGACACUCUUCCGGAAGUACAAUGAAAAAAUACCACGCAGAGGUAUCCUCGGUGCUAUGAUGUUUCUAGCUUGUAUGUUCUCAUACGUGAUACGCACAAAUUUAUCUAUUACUAUCGUUGCUAUGGUAAAUGCGACAAGUAAAUCUGGAAAGAGUGGUCCUGUUUGUAUCGAAACUUCUCUUACAAGUAAUAAGACUGUCGAGCUGAAAGAUUACGGUGAACGUUAUGAAUGGAAUCAACAUAUACAAGGUCUUUUACUUUCUGGAUAUUUCUAUGGUGUUUUGCCAGCUAGCAUACCGGCUGGACUUUUAGCAGAAAAAUACGGUGGUUCCAAAGUUGUAGCAUUCGCCACGUUAAUUCCUGCAGUAUUAAAUCUUCUGAUGCCAUGGGCUUCUAGUAUUCAUUAUGGCUUUGUUUUCGUGCUUCGUUUUAUGAUGGGAUUUUUUGGUGGUGCUGUUUAUCCAGCUCUUCAUGCGAUGAUAGCAAGAUGGGUACCACCUAGCGAGAAGGGAAUGUUUGUUUGGACUAUGCAAGGUGGACCUUUUGGUACAGUUGUAACAUUUUCUUUAUGUGGACAAGUGAUCAGUGCUUUUGGUUGGAAAGCAGCUUACUACGUUACCAGUGGACUUAUGUUAAUUUUUUAUGCACUCUGGGUCUACCUCAUAUAUGACACGCCUGAUGUUCAUCCAGGAAUCACUCCGAAAGAAAAAGCGUAUAUAAAAGAACAAAUAGGGACUACUAUAUCGAAACAAAAGAACCCACUUCCUGUUAAAUCUGUUGCCACGUCUCUACCAUUCUUAGUUUUAUUAUGGUCACAUUUCGCAAAUAUGUGGGGAAUAUAUUUCAUCGCAACCAACGGUCCAAAGUAUACUUUGGAAGUACUUGGAUUCAACAUGAAAUCGGGUGGAUUUCUUACAGGCUUACCUUACAUAGCCAGAUUAGGUGCUGGAGUAUUGUUUGCUGCUUUGGGUGAUUAUAUCAGAAGAAAAAAUAUUUUAACUUUAGGAUGGAUUCGUAACAUAUUUAUGCUCUCUUCACACGUGGGUCCAGCUAUUACGUUACUCGUUAUGACAUAUGCUGGAUGCGACUCAACAACAGCGAUAGUAAUGUUAAUCUUAGCAUUAACUUUCAACGGUGCUGCAUGUCAAACUAAUUUAGUUAAUCAUCAAGAUCUUGCGCCAAACUUUGCCGGUUCUUUAUACGGUGUUAUGAAUACUUUUGGUAGCUUUCCUGGAUUUAUUAUUCCACCAAUUAUCGGCGCUUUAACUAAUGAAAGAAAUGGAAUAGAAGAAUGGCGUAUUAUGUUCUGGAUAUCGGCAGGAGUAUUUAUCUCGGCAACAGUUUUGUUCUGGAUAUUUGGAUCUGCUCAAACACAACCGUGGAACGAUUUGAGCCAUGUCAAACCUACAGAAAUAUCGGAAGAAGAGAAGCAAAUGACUGUAAUGGAAUUACCAAUGAAAGAAUUACAGACUGAGAAUAAUUCUGAGAGUGAACGUCUUUAGGAUGUAUUACGAUUUACAAUCUAGUGUGGAUUAUUAGAUUACAUUUUUAUUAGGGAAAAUAAUUUUAAGUUCUCAUUUUAUAUCUCAUUCUCUGACGUCUGUCAUGAUGCACAAUUUACAUAUACAUAUGUAUAACUUCAUUCAUUAUAAUUCAUAUUUAAUUUACAUUCAUUAUUAAUUAAGUAUUUCAUCUCAAUGAGAAUAUCUUAAUAAGGGAUUUACUUUUACUACCAGAAUUUCGACUUUUAUAUUUUAUCUGACCAAAAAUAUAGAUUUUAUACAUCGAUUUUGAUAUAUAUACAGGAUGUCUCACAUAACUCCAGUCAAGAUUUUUCAAGUACUUGCGAUAACCUGACAAAAAAAUACUUUAAACAAAAGUUGAUUGAUUAUCGCAAGUACUUGAAAAAUCGUGACUAGAGUUAUGUGGGAUACCCUGUAUAUAUAUAACAUUAUAUAUAUAUAAAACUAUAACUAAGUACUAUAAGUAUGCUUAUUUAUAAGUAUUUACAAAGUAAUAUUUUCUUAUUGAUUUACAAGUAAUAAUGAUUUUCGAGCUAUUUAAUGAAUACCAAAAAUGAAAAAUUUUUAAUAUUAUUUUUUACCCAUGCUUUUUUAAUCCAAUAUUAUAUAAAUCGGAGAAUAUUUGUGACCUGUUGCAGAAGUUACUAUACUAUAUAUCUUAUUGACUUGUAUUUUAUAAUUUAACAAUUGCUAGAAAACUUUUCAAAACUGCAUUCUGUAUAUCUUAAAAAAAGAAAACGAUACUAGCAAUAAUGUAUUUUAUAAUAGAUUUGAUGUGUUUAUCAUAAACAAUUGUUAACAAACAUGUGUUAUCAUAAAUAAUCGAAACAUCUGUAAUUUAAUUUUUGCUUGAAUCAUUCUACUUGCAUAUAAUAUAUGUAAUACUCAAGAAAAAACAUGAUGAAAAUUAUAAACAAAAAUCUAAUACUGCCCACAUAAAAUACAAAACUUGUUGUUGCAAUGUACAGUUUCCUCAAUAAUUACAAAAUGUUACUUUACACUAUAAAUUAAAAGAAACGAAGUUGUAACAAUUUAAAUAAUCUAUUGUAACAUUUUCUUAGAUAACUACGAUCGAAUAUAUGAAUGAAAAUACAUCUUAUGUAUAUACAUGAUAAAUUGUAAUAAUUUAUUUAAUAAAUAAGCAUUCCUU